This is a messenger RNA of Gavialis gangeticus (Gharial), 4555 nucleotides long. It is a transcript of the gene IDUA, whose product is annotated as iduronidase, alpha-L-. The transcript has 14 exons. Gene Ontology annotation, molecular function: L-iduronidase activity. Gene Ontology annotation, biological process: carbohydrate metabolic process. NCBI's taxonomy places the organism in Eukaryota, Metazoa, Chordata, Crocodylia, Gavialidae. The coding region runs from base 60 to 1970 and encodes 636 amino acids. The record is from RefSeq and is a predicted model, not a curated record.
GGGCAGGGCAGGGCAGGACCGGGGGAGCAGACAACGCCGCGGCCCCGGGCCCCAGACUCAUGGCUUCGACGGCGCUCUGGGCCGUCGGGACGCUGCUGCACAUGCUGCUCGGUGCGGCCCGCGCCGCCUACGUCAUCACCGUGGACGCCUCGCAGAGCCCGCGCGCCCUAAAGCCCUUCUGGAAAAGCGCCGGCUUCUGUCCUCCUCUACCGCACAGCAGAGCUGAUAUUUUUGACCUCAGUAAGGACCAAAUCAUUAACCUUGCAUACAUUUCUUCAGUACCACAUGGUGGCAUUGAACAAAUUCGAAUUCACUGGUUACUGGAACUAAUUACAGUCAAGAUGACAAAUGGAAAACUCCACUAUAAUUUCACCAACCUGGAUAAUUUUAUGGAUCUUCUGCGGACAAACAAACUUGUUCCUGGAUUUGAACUUAUGGGAAGCCCUUCAGGAUACUUCACAGAUUUUGAAGAUAAAAAACAGGUGGUAAGAUGGAAGAACCUAGUUGCACUUCUGGCUAAGAGAUAUAUAGCAAAAUAUGGUCUGGAACAUGUUGCCAAAUGGAAUUUUGAAACUUGGAAUGAGCCAGAUCAUCAUGACUUUGAUAAUGUGUCAAUGACUGUCAAAGGGUUUCUCAAUUAUUAUGAUGCUUCCUCAGAAGGGUUAAGAGAAGCUAGUUCUCUACUGAAAUUUGGAGGGCCAGGAGACUCCUUUCACCCCUUCCCAAUGUCACCAAUGUGCUGGAGUCUUCUAUAUCACUGUUACAAUGGAACCAACUUCUUCACAGGAGAGACUGGUGUGAGAUUGGACUACAUAUCCCUCCACAAAAAGGGAGCUGGGAGUUCACUUCAGAUCUUGCAAGAAGAAACAGAAGUUCUUGAGCAAAUUCAGCAGCUCUUCCCAAAUUUCACUUCUAUUCCAAUCUACAAUGAUGAGGCAGACCCAAUGGUGGGAUGGUCAGUUCCACAAACAUGGAGAGCUGAUGUGACCUAUGCUGCCAUGGUGGUAAAGAUAAUCAUCCAACAUCAAAACCUGCUCAUUUCCAAGGCCAACAACACUAUUAACUAUACCUUGCUGAGUAAUGAUAAUGCCUUCAUGAACUACUACCCCCAUUACUUUACCCAGAGGACACUAACUGCACGAUUUCAAAUGAACGACACAAAACCGCCACAUGUUCAGAUGGUGAGGAAGCCAGUGUUGACUGCAAUGGGCCUUCUGGCAUUGUUAGGGGAAACACAAAUUUUUGCAGAUGUAUACAGCAGCAAAGGUGAAAAUGGUAACAAUAGCACCGUUGGAGUACUAGCCACUCUACACACCCCUGCUGAGCUACGAUCUUCAGAUAGCUGGCAAGCUGCCAUACUGGUUUACGCUAGUGAUGAUAACCAUACAUCAUUGAAUAUCAGUGCUGUAACACUGAACAUUACCCAAUUCCCCAAAUGUGCAGAGCUUGUGUAUGUGACGUACUAUCUAGACAACAAUCUUACCAAUCCCUAUUUGGAGUGGAGGAAACUAGGAAGCCCUGACUUUCCUUCUGUAAAGCAGUUCCAACAACUAAGGGAUGCUGAGGACCCAGCAGUGACAGGACCAUUCCCGUUUCCUGAAGAUGGCCACCUGCUCUUGAAAAAGGAACUCCCCAUUCCAUCUGUCUUCUUGAUCCAUGUUUGUGCAAGACCUCGCUCUGUUCCCAACCAAGUAACAGGAGUUUACCUUCUACCACUCACAAAGGAGCAAGUUGCUGUAUUGUGGGAUGAUGACCAUGUGGAUUCAAAGUGCAUAAAAACAUUUGAAGUAGAGUUUUCGCCAAAUGGAAAAACAUACCAAAGGAUUAAUACCAGAGACACUAUAUUCACUCUCUGGGUCUACAGUCCAGGAAGCAUAGUUUCAGGCUUUUACAGAGUGCGUGCUGUUGACUACUGGGGCAAGCCAGGCCUUUUCUCCAUUCCUGUGAAGUACACUGAAGCUCCUGAAUGAAAAAGAAGAGAAAGCCAUGAGUCUGCCUGCAGCAUGUGGCAGAGCAGCAUAGGUUACUGCCAACUACAACCUCCCCAAAACAAAACUUCACCUUAAUUUAUGUGGGAAGAGAGCAGUGACAUGAUGAAGCAUGUUGGAAGGCAGUAUUGUCAGCUACUGUCGUUGAUGCUGCUUGAAGACAACAUACAAACAGCAAGAACACCGACAAUUGGACUCCUGCUAUUUUUGUAAAAGACUAACACCGGACCAGGAUUUGCUUUGUUAAUUGGUGGUCAGGAAGAAAUAAUUGGCCUUGCCUCUUCCUGUAUUCCAAUAGUGGAACUCACCUGACAGCAGCAGACUUGGGGUCAUAAAAGCAGAACAGCACAGUGAGAAUGGGGCCAUGGUUCCAAUGUACAGACUGACUGACUAGGCAGAGGCAAACAGCAAAGUCACAAACUGGGCCCAUUGGAGCAUUCUCAGGCAGACCCCAAUGGGGAGUUGAGGGGGUGACUGAAUUUCCUUCCCUGCUAGCUAGGAAUAUGAGUAAAGGCAAAGCUCUGUCAGAGGUGAAUGUCUUCCAGUGCAAGAACAAAGCAACCUUUUCUGUCCUUCUUGGGCUGCUGUCCCAAGCCCUGUAAGCUGUGGGUGUUACUUGGCAGUGCCUUUUCCUAAAGGAUUCUAGGAAUUCAAUGAAAUUUGUUGGCCCACUUUCUCAGGAGGUGCAGAGUCCUUCAGCCCUGUGUGUAAGAGCUUCUUGGCAGUCAUUUGCCCAUUGCUGGGCCUUACCUACAUGCACAGAGCCCUGCUUCCAGCAAGAUUGAGAGAGGAAAGCAUCCCCUUUUCUAGCAUGCAUGGGCUUGUGCCUGUAUGCUUUUUUGUUCUCUCUUUUUCUUCAGAGGUUUUAAAUCACCAUCCCUUCACCUCUCCCAACCAGGACUUCCCAAACUGUAGGCUUUCUCAGUCACAGCAAUGAGGCCAGACAAAGACAACCUGCUUCCCUGUUCCCUGCAGCCUUGCUUACUCCUAAGUCACAUGCCCAAGCUGCAGACUGCAAUUCCCAGUGUGCAGAGCCUUAAAUAAGCCAAAGCCUGUGACAGAUAGAGUGGGUUAUGCAUUCCUUCUGUAAUCAGCUAACUGCUAAAAGACCCAGAUAAAGUAGGCCCUAGAAUUGUACAUGGCAGAGGGCUCGCCUUGGGCACACUUUUUAGGAAACUUAGCAAAGAAUGCUUCAGUAGCUUGUUUUUUACAAAACUUUUUAAAAAGAGUUACACAAAAAGAUAAAGCCAGUAUUAUGUCUAGAUUGCCUUCACAUGUUAAUGGUUGUUUUGUAAGUCAAAGUGCCUUAAAGUUACAUCAGUGUAGGUUGUAGCUGUGCUGGUCUUAGGACAUUCACAGACAAGGUUCUUUGGGUGAAUCUGAUAUAUUUUAUUAAAUUGGUCUAAUAAAAGAUACCAGAUUCACCAAAAGAACCUUGUCUGCUUAAAGUUACAUCUGUGUUUGAGUCAACUGGAUUACUGUUUUGUCUCUUUAAAGUGCUCCCAGAAGGAAGUAGACACUACAGGAAAACAUUGCAGUAAAAUAUUAGGAUAUUCUGUAAUAGGGAAAUAAGCCUCUGUCACAAACAUCUCUUAUAACGUUCCCACCACUGAUAUAAAGUACAUCAUCAGUUUAACACAAAGCAAGCUUAGUUGUGUGUAUGGGUAGAUCCAGGAUUUCAGAAAGUUGUCAGAAAGGGGAUACAGGAGCAGUGGCAUGCACUGCAGGGUUAGUUUCACCCUAGCUCCCAGCAUCCCUCCUUGUUGCGGACAGGCUGAAUUGCAGAAGCAGCAACAGGGACUUUUCUAAAGUCCUUCAAGCAGGUAAGAAGGCUCCCCUUCCUUCCCCUCCAUGAUUAGCUGUAUGUUCUCUUGCCUUCCCUUGCAUUCCCUCCUUCCCCUACCCACUGAUGCCACUGGUGCUGUCCCCAGCUGAGACAGGGACAAGGGGCUUCAGUCGCUCCCGCCCCACUGCAGCCAGGCUAUGCAUGAAACCAGUGUUGGCUAGGGGCAGUAGCAGUAGCAGGCAGGUUCCCUUCCCCAACACUUGCUGGCUGGCAAGGAGCAACCAGGGGGACUGGGCAGGGAGGAGAAAAUCCAGCUGCUGCUCCUUCUGUCCCUGAGUGAGCCUGUCUCCUCCCAGGACCCAGCUGGAUUGUCCAGCACAGCUUUGAAGCUGCCCUCUGCCCCCUCCCUCACCUUUGCCUCUGGGGUAGCUGGAGACAACAGCAGCAGUGGGCAGGGAAGGAAAAGGGCAGGUGUAAUUCUUAAUUUCUUCUGGGACUUAAAAAAAAAUUCCCUGACUACUUCUCCUGUGAUGUGGUCAACUGAAAGUUGGGUGUAUCUGUGCUACUGUCCCCCCACCCCCAACCCUGGUUGCCUGGCAACAUAAAGUCAGCUGUAAAACAAGAUUUAGCCUUGUGGAUUCAGAUGUGAUUUUCCCGCACCCCAUCCAUAUAUAAGUAGCCUGAGUAGAUGAUUGAGAUGAUAUAGGCUAAAUUUCGAAUACUUCAGUAGUGCAGUUAUUCCCUUUUACAGUCCUGAAGAACCUACUCCUGACUUUUUCUU